ACAUGUAACAACAACAGACUUGAAACGCGAGCUAGCACUGGCAUCGAAAUACUCUUUUGAAUCCCAAAACCUGGCAGAAACCUUUAGAACCGGGCUCGAAUGCAAUUCAAGUUUUUUGUCUGAGCUCGCAUGCUGUAGUUGUGAUGCAUUUUUAACGAACCCGCAAUUGCACGUCUACGUCUUUUGACGUAUGACGUAAAUAAAAGCAGAAGGUGCAUUUCUUACAGCGUGGGUUUACGGGGGCGUCACGUGACCCACUAAUUCCGCGUUCCCGACGCCCGGGAUGCUGUCUCCGGCUGUGCAUGGAGGUGCGCCCGGCUUUGCCUAAGCCAUCCUAGCCACUAUUCCUCCCCUACCAUCGAUGCGGCAUUGACCGAGCGAGCGCGCGGGCGGGCGGCUUCUCUUUGUGCCGUCGAGGACUGUCGUCGAGCGGCGCGGCCGAGCUGGGGGGCAAUCCGGGGAAAGGGAGCCGCGGCGCCGCGCAUCGGCCGCCCGACACUCCGCCGCCGCGGCGCACCACCAACAUGCUGACUCGGGUCAAGUCGGCGGUGGCCGGCUUCAUGGGGGGAAUCAUGACCGGCGGCGGUUCCGGCGGAGGAGGCAGCCCCGGUUCGGAUCUGCCGCUCAAAUUCCCCUAUAUGAGGCCGGAGUUCCUCGGGCUCUCCCCGGAUGAGAUCGAGUGCUCGGCGGAUCACAUUGCCCGGCCCAUCCUCAUCCUGAAGGAGACCAGGAGAUUACCGUGGGCCACCGGAUACGCAGAAGUGAUUAAUGCCGGAAAGAGCGCUCUGAACGAGGACCAGGCUUGCUGCGAGGUGGUGGUGGUGAGGCGGCGGCCCAUUAGCUACUUCCCGCCCCCGACGCCCAGCAAGACCCCCACGGCCAAGAGGCGCAACUCCCUUCCCAACGGCGAUGGCCUGCGCUUGGAGCAAAGCAAGCUUGGGGAGGACAACGAGGGACUCGUGUUCCACUACUGGGCCUUGUUCGACGGCCACGCCGGUUCCGGCGCGGCGGUCGUGGCCUCCCGCCUGCUCCAGCACCACAUCGCCUGUCAGCUCCAGGCCGUCAUGGAGAUUCUGCACAACCUGGCCUGCCUGCCGCCCACCGUCCUGGGCGAGGAGCCCGACGGUAACCCCUGCCUGCCGGGCAACACGCCGGGCCACCAGCAGCGCUCCCUGACCAGGGCGGCGUCGCUGCGGGGUGAUGCGGCCGGGGCGCCGGGCUCGCCCAGCAGCACGCCGCCGCCGCCGCGCUUCUUUGCCGAGAAGAAGAUCCAGCACGAGAGUUUAGUGGUCGGAGCCGUGGAGAACGCCUUCAAAGAGAUGGAUGCGCAGAUUGAGAGGGAGAAGCAGGGCUACAACAUCACAGGAGGAUGCACGGCUCUGGCGGCGGUCUACAUGCUGGGGAAGCUCUACGUGGGCAACGCGGGCGACAGCAGGGCCAUCAUCAUCAGGAACAAUGAGAUCGUUCCGAUGUCGACGGAGUUCACGCCGGAAUCUGAACGACGGAGACUACAAUUCUUGGGUUUCAUGCAGCCACACCUGCUGGGGAACGAGUUCACACACCUGGAGUUCCCACGCAGGGUCCAGCGGAAGGAGGUCGGGAAGAGGAUGCUCUACAGGGACUUCACCAUGAACGGGUGGGCGUACAAGACCAUCGAGGACGACGAUCUCAAAUUUCCGCUCAUAUACGGGGAAGGCAAAAAGGCUCGGGUGUUGGCCACCAUCGGCGUGACGCGCGGGCUCGGCGACCACGACCUCAAAGUUCACGACUCCAACAUCUACAUCAAGCCCUUCAUGUCCUGCCUCCCCGAAGUGAAGGUGUACAACCUCACGCAGUACGAGCACGGCGCAGACGACGUCCUGGUGAUGGGCACCGAUGGCCUCUGGGACGUCCUGUCCAACCAGGAAGUCGCCGAGGCCGUUUCCACUUUCCUCGCUAACUGUGAUCCAGAUGACCUUCACAGGUAUACCAUGGCGGCGCAAGAUUUGGUGAUGCGAGCCCGCGGCGUGCUGAGGGAUCGAGGCUGGAGGAUCACCAACGAGCGCCUGGGCUCCGGGGACGACAUCUCCGUCUUCAUCAUCCCGCUGAUGUACGGCAACCGUCAGCCCUGAGGGAGGCGGGGGGGCUCAUGGCGCACCUUUCAAAAGUCCCCCCCCCCCCUGGAUCCUUUUUGCACAUGUUUCUGUUGGGAGUGAUAAGCCACAAGGAAAAAAAAAAAUUGCGCUGCAAACGGGAGCUCGUUGUCCCGGUUAGGGCCACAAAAAUGGCCGACAAGAGACUC
Messenger RNA from Hippocampus zosterae (dwarf seahorse), 2281 nucleotides. RefSeq names its product protein phosphatase 1H-like. NCBI's taxonomy places the organism in Eukaryota, Metazoa, Chordata, Actinopteri, Syngnathiformes, Syngnathidae. The transcript is spliced from 10 exons. The coding region runs from base 525 to 2111 and encodes 528 amino acids. Gene Ontology annotation, molecular function: protein serine/threonine phosphatase activity. The record is from RefSeq and is a predicted model, not a curated record. Gene Ontology annotation, biological process: protein dephosphorylation.